AAAUAUAGUUCAUAAUUAUGUUAAAAAGUUAUGGCUUUAAAGUUUGGAAAAUGUAGUUUUAGAGCGUUCAAUAAAUGUUCAACCUAAGGUGUAUAUUGGAUUUUGGCCCCUUGUGCGGUUGUGGACCUUUUUGUAGACUUUUAUCGGGGGUGGCUACUUGAUUGCGCACCGACACAGCCGGUGUGUGAGCAGCUUCCGGCUCAUGUAAGAAGGCGCACCACCAACACUAAAACCUGCCGUGUGAAGACAUCUAGGCUUUGCCGAUGAAUAUGACGAUCAGGGAGCAAAAUAUGUUUACAAGAAGUACACUGUCUGCAAGAUUUGCCUCAUCUCUAUAUCGUACAAUGUGGGAAACAUGUCAACAUGGCCGCCCAUCUCUGACAUCAUCACCCAGCCCCGUCACCAUCUUAAAGGAAGUACAUUUCAAGAAACUACCUCUGCAACUUUAUACAUUCUGUUAUUCAUUACCAUAUAUGAUUAAUCCUCCUUAUCUGUCAACUUUGAACAGCUUUUUGUACAGGUGAGCGUGCCUACAAACAUGGUCCAGAUCAAGUUUAAACGUGGACAAAGCAGCAAGGCUUUUUCUCCCUGGAGAAAUAAGAUUACAGAGGUGGAAUUCACUGCCCGAAGAAACAAAAAGCACAAAAAUGAAAAACUUCUGGACCUGGACUUGUCUCUUCUGGCUUUGUGCAUCAGUGGUUCAGGCAGGAAAGGUGCUUGUUUUCCCUCUCGAUGGGAGCCACUGGGUGAACAUGAAAGUCAUCAUAGAGGAGCUGCAUUCCAGGAACCACCAGGUGACCGUCAUCCGACACACAGACAGUUGGUACAUCAAGGAAAACUCCCCGUUCUAUAGAUCUAUUUCUUUGGACGUUGAGUCUGGAUAUGACAAAAACUCCUUUUCUUCAUAUGUAAUUCGAUUGCUAGAAAUGCAAAGGGAAGAGUAUUCUCCCUGGAAGCACCUUCAGAUGGAAAUGGAACAAGUUAAAAAGGCCUCUGAGAUCCACAUGAAAACCCGGAAAACUCUGGAAAGUAUUUUUGAAAACAAAGAAAUGCUGCAGAUGUUAAAGAACUCCAAGUACGACCUCAUCCUGACAGAUCCGGCCAUACCAGGAGGGAUCAUACUUGCUCAUUAUUUGAAGUUGCCCCUUGUUUUUAAUGUCAGAUGGACGCCUCAUGGCGAAGGACAUUUCCUAAUCGCACCGUCUCCCCUAUCGUACGUUCCGUUAAGAGGAAUUGAGCUCUCUGACCAAAUGAGCUUCUUCCAAAGAGUCUUAAAUGUUCUUAUUUUUUGCCUCUUUCAAUACCGCUCUGAGAAAAUGGUUACACCCCAUUAUCAGGAUUUUAUAGAGAAGUAUUUAGGUUCUGAUGUCAAAUUGCAUUCUAUGUAUCAAGCUGCAGACCUGUGGCUGAUGAGAGUGGACUUUGUGUUUGAGUUCCCUCGUCCCACCAUGCCCAAUGUGGUCUAUAUGGGAGGUUUCCAGUGUAAACCUGCUAAACCACUUCCUGAUCACUUGGAGGAGUUUGUGCAGAGUUCUGGAGAACACGGAUUCAUCAUCAUGUCACUGGGAACGCUGAUUGCAGAUCUACCUGCUGACUUAGCAGAAGAGAUCGCUGCAGCUUUUGCUGAAUUACCACAGAAAGUCAUCUGGAGGCACAGAGGGAGCAGACCCUCCACUCUGGGAAACAACACUUUACUGGUUGACUGGAUGCCGCAGAAUGACCUUUUAGGACAUCCCAAGAUUAAGUUAUUUGUCAGUCAUGGUGGCACUAAUGGGAUCUAUGAGGCAAUUUAUCAUGGAGUUCCAGUUGUUGGGAUUCCAAUCAUCUUUGAUCAAGCUGACAACCUCUCCAGACUGAGGGCCAAAGGAGUGGCGCGGACAGUAGAAAUUUCUGAUCUGGAUAAGAUUAACUUUCAAGAAACCUUACAGGACGUCCUGAAUGAACCCUCCUACAGGAUGAACAUGCAGAAACUCUCCAGGCUGCACAGAGAUACGCCCAUGAGGCCGCUGGAUACUGCCCUCUUCUGGAUAGAGUUUGUCAUGAGACACAAAGGAGCUGCUCACCUGAGAACAGAGUCCUACAAGCUGCCCUGGUACUCCUACCACUCUGUGGAUGUCAUGGUGUUUCUACUAACAGCUGCUGGGCUUCUGAUGUUCUUCACCUUUGGUUUACUCUGGUUAUGUUUCAGACUUUGUUUUAAAAGCCAACAGAAACAUGAGUAAGAUAAUAUAGUUGUUAAACUUUAACCCAAAGUGAACUAUUCAUUUGGAAACAUCUGAUGGUAUGUUUGCUUGUACUGUGCUUAAGUGUGUACCUUUGAAAAGUAAUGUGGGUUGGUGAGGGGGUUGUUAAUUUGUCAUUGUAUGUUUUAUCAGUCUGAACCUGUUGUAACAUUUUGCAAUUUGUUUCACAAUUUUUCACAUUAUAAGAAAAUCAAAUGUAUGUUUCCAUUGCAUUUACACUUGUAUAUAAUAGAGAAUAAAUAAUACAGAAAAAAAAUCAAAGAUUUUUUCU
Oryzias melastigma (Indian medaka) is the source of this 2514-nucleotide messenger RNA. RefSeq names its product UDP-glucuronosyltransferase 2C1. Gene Ontology annotation, molecular function: UDP-glycosyltransferase activity. The record is from RefSeq and is a predicted model, not a curated record. The transcript has 2 exons. Lineage: Eukaryota; Metazoa; Chordata; Actinopteri; Beloniformes; Adrianichthyidae. Bases 648 to 2222 code for a protein of 524 amino acids.